Messenger RNA from Tachyglossus aculeatus (Australian echidna), 1191 nucleotides. RefSeq names its product olfactory receptor 10A7-like. The record is from RefSeq and is a predicted model, not a curated record. Gene Ontology annotation, cellular component: membrane. Bases 1 to 1191 code for a protein of 396 amino acids. The transcript is spliced from 3 exons. Gene Ontology annotation, biological process: G protein-coupled receptor signaling pathway. Gene Ontology annotation, molecular function: olfactory receptor activity; G protein-coupled receptor activity. Lineage: Eukaryota; Metazoa; Chordata; Mammalia; Monotremata; Tachyglossidae.
AUGAGAGAAGCCAAUCAGUCGCUUGUAACUGACUUCAUUCUUUUGGGUUUCUCCAAUCUCCAUGAAUUUCAGAUCAUCCUGUUUAUGAUUUUCCUUGUAGUAUACCUAAUAACCUUGAUAGAAAGCUCCCUCUUAGUGUUGGUCUCCACUGUGGACCCUGCCCUUCAAACCCCCAUGUACUUUUUCCUCAGGAACCUGUCCCUUAUGGAUAUCGGUUACACCACUGUCAUCAUCCCCAAAAUGCUCACCAAUUUCCUGUCCAAGGAUAAAAGCAUUUCCUUUGGUGGCUGUGCAGCCCAGAUGUAUUUUGCCUUCUUUUUCGGGCUCUCAGAGUGUUGGAUCCUGACAACUAUGGCUUAUGACAGACAGGCUGCCAUCUGUGACCCACUCUGCUAUUCGCUCAUAAUGAACCAGAGGUUCUGUUUGCAGCUGGCCCUGGCUUCCUGGCUAACAGGGAUUCCAGUGGCAACAAUACAGACUACCAUGAUGUUUACAUUGCCUUUCUGCGGGCCUAAUGUGAUUAGUCAUUUCGUCUGUUAUAGCCCUCCUCUCUUAGAUCUGGUGUGCACGGACAUUUUUGCACUUGAGGUAUACAGUAUAACUGGAAGUGUGAUCAUCCUGAUACUCCCAUUUGGAGUGAUCAUUGUAUCUUACGUCCGCAUCCUCGUCACCAUCCUGAAGAUGUCCUCCGCCGAGGGCCAUUGCAAAGCCUUCUCCACCUGCUUGUCCCAUCUCAUUAUGGUCUCACUGUUCUUUGGGGCUGUGGGUUCGACUUAUUUCCAAGUGAAAGCCUCCUACUCUCCUGAGAUCAAGAAGGUGCUUUCUCUCUCCUAUUCAGUCUUCACUCCCAUGCUAAAUCCCCUGAUAUACAGUCUGAGAAAUCAAGAGGUGAAAAGUGCUCUGAAGAGGAUUCUGGGUAGAAGGAUAUCUUCCCAAGAUCUGAGAGUCUUCCUUGGACUCAGCACAGCCCACAGCCCCGCUUCUCCAAAAGGGCAAAGCCCUCCGGUAUGCACUCGGCAUUCUAUGGAUCAGAGCAUCUUGAGUCUUGACUCUUCUUGCCUAUGGUCAAUAUGCAUUGAACAUCAUUUCACAUCAUUCAACGCCUGCAACCAAGGUUCAACUCCUGCAGCCAGCCCCUUGGUGCUUGAAAUAUUUGUGAGGAUUCAGAUCCCAAACUUAUUUUUCUUCUGA